This is a messenger RNA of Histoplasma capsulatum G186AR, 2283 nucleotides long. RefSeq lists its product as uncharacterized. The transcript is spliced from 2 exons. Bases 1 to 2283 code for a protein of 760 amino acids. Lineage: Eukaryota; Fungi; Ascomycota; Eurotiomycetes; Onygenales; Ajellomycetaceae. The record is from RefSeq and is a predicted model, not a curated record.
AUGUCUCACAGCGAUGAAGGCCCGGGACCCCAGCUCUCAGUGGAGCUUUUAAAGUCAAUAUGGACCACCCAACAAGCCUCUGAUUCUGAGGUCUCCUCCCAUGGUGACGACAUCCCCGCAAAUUUCGAUGGCGGAAAACGCAAGCGACGGGACACUGAGUCGUUGCAAGAGUCGCCAUCUUCGCUGUUGGGGAGCGAUGAUAGAGCAGUUAUCCCGUUCGAGUCUGUCAAAUUGAAACGAUUACAACGAGCGAAACGAGUGGCUAGCGAAGCAGUCCGCGACAGUCGGGGUCGAAAGGAUAUCUAUCUUAUUCCAAACACACCGAAAGCCCCGCAACGUUUCACGCGAAAUCCAAGGCAGAAUACUCUACCGAAAGUCGGGGGUCAUGAUGAUUCAGAUAACGAGCUGAGCGAACAGGACAAUUUAAGGGGAAAGAAUGGGUAUUAUCGCGCGAGGCCCAAUUAUUCCCUGCAAGUUAGUAGCGAUGAGCAAUUUUCAGCUAGCGGGGAGGGUUCUGAUGCCUGGUCUGAAAAGGAAUCUGAAGAUGAAACUGAAGACGAAGAGAAACGGGAUGAGGAUGACAAAAGCCUACGAGAAGAUGAAAAGCAUGCUGAGAACAAGGGACGCGAACAACCCAAAUAUGCAGAAUCUACCUCAAAUCACAGCGCUCUGCGGCGUUCAUCCAGAUUAAUGGCGAAAACUGCUUCUUUGCCCCGGUCGUCGAGGCUAUCCGGCCCUCGAAGACCAAAACAUGCGUUUACAUCACCUAUUUCUCCUGGGAGAAGGAGAAUCUUGACGAGACUAGCGAAGCAAAAAUUAAGGGGCGUGGAGGUACCGGCGUCUUCGUCGAUACCUCCUUUGCGUCGGGCCCGAUAUUCAGAGUCAGAAAUUGGGAAUAGCCGUGAUGCUUCUCCAACUGAUAAAGAUUCAGGGGAUGGGAAUUCCCAACAAGCCGAAAAUCGUACUAUUGUAUCCUCACCCAAACAACCUAACAAUGGGGCAGAGGAAGAAGCAGACCUCGGUAGCCAGAACGAGAAUCAAACCUCUACCAACAAUUCACCUGAUCAUCGCAUUCAAAUUAGGCCCGGAAGCGAAAUUAAUGAGCCAAAUUUCGAGUUACAGAGCGAGCACGACAGCAAACAUGGGAGCGUCAUUGACGCCUCUGAAUUUGAAAGUGGAUCUCAGUUUGAAGAUGAAUCUAGAGAAAUAGAUUUUAAAAGUACCCCUCAUCAAGAUUCCGAUCCUGCAACCUUUUGGCCUGCCGCCACUCUUUUCGGCCAACAUACCAACUGGUCCGAUCUUCUAGCAGAAACAAAAAAGCUCACACCGGGGCUGCCCAUCACACAAAAGAAUCCUCUUUUGCGUAAAUUGCUAACAGCCAUAACACAGACCAAAGAGCUCUAUGCCGAAACCAGGGAAAUUAGAUUAGACUACCAAAAGGUUCCGGAUCACCUGUACGAAGCUGAAAAAUAUAGCUCCCAGAAGGUUGCCGAGCACGUAUCUCUCAUCUUAUCCAGAGUCCGUCUUGUUUUUGAUGAAAACGGUGAUCUUGUCACCAAUAGCCGUGACUUGGAGAGAAAACGACAAGUCGUUGAUGAAAUUAUUUCCUUUGGUGUACCUGGACUAGUAGACGUAUUGAAAUCAUGUAUCACCGCGCACUAUGUCGACCACGAACUUUCUGUUGAUGGAAUCAAACAAUUGACACAGCUGCUACAGUCACUUUCCCUGCUGUGCGAAAAGAUCCAGCCCAAGUUUUUCCGGCCCUAUAUCAAUUUCGGAGACGCGCUCCAGCGCAUCAGGGUUGUGGCUCGCUUCCUAUGGGCAGUUUUCGACAACGAAUCAAGCGAGUUACAAGCCAAGCGGCGUUUAGCAAGAUUUAACAACAUUCAGCAGCAGGGAAGGACCAGACCCAAUCGAGAUACGCCAAACAGAAAACGUCAUCGACAGGAAAUAACCUCCACGACGUCAAACGAAGAGCCGCGGGAACAUAUUUCCGUUUUAUCGAUUGAUGAAGAGUGGUCGAACGAGGAGUUAUCUGAAAAUCCAGCCGAGCCUCCCUGGACGACGGCAGAGAGCGAAGCUCUUGUAACUGGUUUAGAGAUAUAUCAAGGCCUCAAUAGGUUUACAAUGAUACUUCGCGACUUCAAAGCAGAGCUGCGUGGUCGAACUAUGGAGGACCUGCGCUUAAAGGCGCGAGAGAUUCGAGAUUCAUAUGUUGCUGCGAUGAAGCUUGAUAGCCAUAUGCUGGACCCUCGACGGUGGGGUUGGCUCUUGGAAAUUUAA